Benincasa hispida (wax gourd) is the source of this 1517-nucleotide messenger RNA. RefSeq names its product 3-isopropylmalate dehydrogenase, chloroplastic-like. Gene Ontology annotation, molecular function: NAD binding; magnesium ion binding; 3-isopropylmalate dehydrogenase activity. The record is from RefSeq and is a predicted model, not a curated record. NCBI's taxonomy places the organism in Eukaryota, Viridiplantae, Streptophyta, Magnoliopsida, Cucurbitales, Cucurbitaceae. Gene Ontology annotation, biological process: L-leucine biosynthetic process.
AGAAGCCAUAGCCAUUCCGAAUUUCGGCAUAAUUUUAAGGCACAUAUUCUACUCUUUACAGUUCAAGCUUUCAGCUGCCUUCAUCCAUGGCGGCGGCUCUGCAUCUCAACACAAAGCCUUUCAAUUUUUGUUCCCGAUCCAUCAACCUUUCAAAGCCAUCGCCGACGCUUUUCCGAGUCAGGUGCUCUGCCGGAACUUCCCCUUCCCGGCGCUAUAAUAUCGCCUUACUUCCCGGCGAUGGCAUUGGCCCGGAAGUUCUCGCUGUCGCCAAGGAUGUUCUCAACCUCGCUGCUUCUCUUGAAGGGAUUGGAUUUGAUUACAAAGAGAUGCCCGUGGGUGGAGCUGCGCUUGAUUUAACCGGGGUUCCGUUGCCAGAUGAGACGCUUUUAGCAGCAAAGGAAUCUGAUGCCAUUCUAUUUGGCGCAAUUGGAGGUUACAAAUGGGAUGACAAUCCAAAACAUUUGAAGCCGGAGACUGGGUUGCUUCAACUCCGGAAAGGUCUUGGAGUAUUUGCUAAUUUGCGGCCUGCAACUGUCUUUCCCCAGUUGGUGGAUGCUUCAACUUUGAAGAGAGAGGUUGCUGAAGGUGUUGAUCUCAUGGUCGUAAGGGAACUCACUGGAGGUAUUUAUUUUGGGCAACCAAGAGGUUUUAAAACCAGUGAAAAUGGGGAAGAAAUUGGAUUUAAUACUGAAGUGUAUGCAGCACAGGAGAUUGAUCGUGUUGCUCGAGUGGCAUUUAAAAAUGCUCAGAAGCGGCAAGGAAGGGUUUGCUCCGUAGACAAAGCAAAUGUAUUGGAGGCGUCGAUACUUUGGAGGAAAAGAGUGACAGCAAUAGCUGCAGAAUUCCCUGAUGUCGAACUCUCGCACAUGUACGUUGAUAAUGCUGCAAUGCAGCUAAUUCGGGAACCAAAACAGUUUGAUACAAUUUUGACGAACAACAUAUUUGGUGAUAUUUUGUCCGAUGCCGCAUCCAUGAUUACUGGAAGUAUUGGGAUGCUUCCAUCUGCAAGUCUUCGUGAAUCGGGACCUGGACUUUUUGAACCUAUACACGGUUCGGCUCCUGAUAUUGCUGGACAGGAUAAGGCAAACCCACUGGCAACAGUUCUCAGUGCUGCUAUGCUUCUUAAGUAUGGCCUCGGUGAAGAAAAUGCUGCCAAAAGAAUUGAGGCUGCAGUUUUGGAUACUCUAGACAGAGGAUUUAGAACUGGUGACAUAUACUCAGCUGGAUGUAAACGAGUCGGAUGCAAAGAGAUGGGUGAGGAGCUAUUAAAGUCAAUAGAGUCCCAUACACCUGCUGCAGUUUGAGUCGAACACGGGCAAGAGAUCCUUUGUUUGCCUCUUGGAGUUGGUUUGUAAAUGUGCCCUAAUUGUCGGUUUCAAUUCACUCUUAAAGUUGAGUUUAAGGUCUUCAUUUUUCCUCAGAACUUUGAAUAACUGUCAUAUUAGGGUGUAAACAUUUUGACAUUUUUGAUAAUCAGAAGAACAAGUUAUUUGUCAGGCCAAUUUGCUGCCUCUUUC